AUGGGUCUGGCACAGGCGAAGACUCGCCGCAAGAUCGGCAAGGAUCCCAACAACACGAAAUGGACCAAGGACACCGACUCUUUUGGCCAGAAGAUCCUGCGAUCCCAGGGCUGGGAGCCUGGACAGUACCUCGGUGCGAAAGACGCUGCGCAUGCAGUGCACCAUACCGCCGCCAAUGCCUCCUUCAUCCGUGUCGCCCUCAAGGACGACAUGCUUGGUCUCGGCUUCAAACAGGCAAGGGAUGACAGGGUGACGGGCAUGGAUGUCUUUUCCGACCUCCUGGGACGAUUGAACGGCAAGUCGAGCGAGUCGAUCGAUAAAGAGCGCCAGGCUCGUGCGACGCUGCAAGGCACUCUCUACUGCGAUACCAAGUUCGGCCCCAUGCGCUUUGUUAGAGGAGGAUGGCUUGUCGGCGACCAAGUGAAGGACGACCCCACCGCUGAGCCCAAGGAGGAGGAUAAGGACGACGUCAAGAUGGAAGAUGUGCCCGCCGUUGGCGAAGCAUCGGGCAAGAAGUCGAAGAAGCGCAAGGCCGAAGAGUCGAGCGAAGACGAGUCUUCAUCCGAGGACGAAAAGGCCAAGAAAAAACGGAGAAAGGAAGAGAAGAAGGCAGCCAAGAAACUAAAGGCUGAGGCCGGCAGCGAGGAGACGUCGGCAAGCGAGAAGAAGGACAAAAAGCGGAAACUAAAGUCUGCAAAGGAGGAUGCUUCCGAAGAUACCCAGGAUGAGACGGAAAAGAAGUCCAAGAAGGACAAGAAGAAGGAAAAGAAGGAGGCAGAGAGCGAAGAGGAGGAAUCAUCCGACGACAAGGCAUCCAAGAAGAAGCGCAAAGGCGAGACCGACGCCGAAAAGGCUGCGAGGAAAGAGGAGAAAAAGCGCCGCAAGGAAGAGAAGCGUGCCAAGAAGGAGGCGUCGCGGGAAUCUACAUCGACUCCCAGCACAUCAACACCGACUGCCAGCGGUACCUCGACACCAGUGCUCAGAGGUCAUCACGCGGUGAGGUCGAGGUGGAUUGCACAGAAGAGGAUGGCGACGAUGGACGACAAGGCUUUGAACGCGAUUUUCAUGGUGAAGUCGCAAUCCUGA
Molecule: messenger RNA, 1086 nt
Organism: Colletotrichum spaethianum
Lineage: Eukaryota; Fungi; Ascomycota; Sordariomycetes; Glomerellales; Glomerellaceae
Product: protein PXR1
Exons: 3
Coding region: 1-1086 (361 amino acids)
Molecular function (GO): nucleic acid binding
Source: RefSeq, a predicted model, not a curated record